This is a messenger RNA of Oreochromis niloticus (Nile tilapia), 9149 nucleotides long. It is a transcript of the gene tspoap1, whose product is annotated as TSPO associated protein 1. Bases 1285 to 6072 code for a protein of 1595 amino acids. The record is from RefSeq and is a predicted model, not a curated record. Lineage: Eukaryota; Metazoa; Chordata; Actinopteri; Cichliformes; Cichlidae. Gene Ontology annotation, molecular function: protein binding. The transcript has 23 exons.
GAGAGGUCGCCGAGCGAAGGCAGCAGCUGGAAUUGGAACAUGAGCAAGCACUGGCUAUUCUUAAGUUCAAACAGGAUGAAAUCAAAAGGUUACAGCGGGCUCAGUUAUUCGCCAAGAGGGAGCAUGAAGGAGUGGUUCAGAUGCUGGAGGUGAGUGUAUGUGACACUAUUAUGUCUGCACGGGGAAGCACAAAAGCAAGUAAAACAACUCUGUGCCAGACCACGCUUUUGUACUGCCAGACUGCAUAGCCCUGAGGUGCUUUCAAGCAUUUAGGAGGACUUAGGAUCAAAUCCAAAGCUGGCAGUGUCCCACAAAAGAGUGAAGCAUUAAAGAGUAACAAGAAAAAAGUGUCUCUAUGUGACAUACACUAAUGUAUUCCUUUGAGCUGAAAUUCACUAAAUAAAGUGUUUCUGUCUUUUAAAACAGACCAAAAUUCUCACCAGGUUUUUAGUAGGUUAAAAGACAUUUGAUUGUGUCUAAAGAAGCCUGGGAUUAUAAUUUACUGGGAUCUUUAUUCUUAUCUAAACACCUGGCUGAGAAGCUGUGGCAGAAAGUACUUAUAUUUUUGUAGCGCUAGUAGGCCUGAAAACCGUUUGAACAGAUGGCUCUUCUGCUGCUUUGUGACGUUUGUGCUUGCUCUCUGUGUCAGCGUAAGAAUUCAAAUUGAAUCCAGAUAGCAGAUGACAGUUGAAAUCCCCCUGCCUGUGAUUGGCUGCUGAUGCUGAACAUUAAAAAAAAAGAAACUAAAAAAGGGGGGGGGAGAAAUCAAAAAUGUCAUCAUCCACAGUUGAUGACUUUACAUUCCUGUUGUCUGUGUUCCUUAUUUCUCACGGUUCAUUUUGCUGCGAGAGUUUGUUACUUAAAACAGUGUGUAUUUUAUUUUAGGAGUUGACUCAGCUCGUGUUGCGGAGGGAGCUGGUAGAGUAUAGUUGCUCCUGUUUUCAAAAUGCCUCGUUUCCUUCCUCUUGGCUGUGUUUCUCUCACUUUCUGUCUGUAUUUAAACCAAAGCAUCACAGGAGAAAGUCUCUUUCCCUCCCAAAAGCCCGCGCUUUACUUGCCAACAAAACACCCAGCCUUACUCAGUCUGUUAAAAAACAGUUUUUGCUAGAUUAUGAGGACUGUGUGUGUGUGUGUGUGUGUCAGGUGUGGGCUGCUAAGGGCCGAGAGACAUUCUAGUGAUUCUGGCUUGUGAGCGGAUUUCCUUGCUGACCUGGACUCUGACUGCUGUGUUUCUACUCUAUUAAUAUUUAAUUUAGUCUUUCCCAGUUUCAGUGCUUCACACACAUGCAUUUGCAUCUUUUCUUUGUGCUUUGUGUCUUUUUUGCUAAGCAGAGUACACUGGACUGCAUGCAGUCGAAGGUACGAGAGCUGGAGGAGAAAUGUCGAAGCCAGAGCGAACAGUUUGGCCUGCUGUCCCAAGAGUUGGAGAAGUUUCGAAUGCAGGCCUCAAAGGUGGACCUGGCCAGCUCUAGCCUCCUCAACAACCCCACCCUGUCGGUUCUGACCAACGGGGUGGGCCUGACUACAGAGCGAGACUGUACUGGUGGCUCAUGGGAUAUGGUGACUCUAGGUGAAAUAGCCUUUUGGAGUCUCGAGGGAGGUGACACUGUCUCCUGCCCUGAGGGCAAUGACCCACUUGAUGUGGCCACUGCACUACGCAUGGGGGCUACCCCUCACGCUGCAGGGCUAUCCAGGGUGGAGCGAUCGCCUGUCACCAAGCAUCGAGAGCUGCCCACCAUCAGCGUCAGCAAGUCAGGCUCUUCCUCUAGCAAGUCAGAGACCACACACCUCACACCCAAGUCUGACACCCAUGUCAGUCCGCACAAAUCAAGCCCAACUCACGAGGUGGACACAGCCAGUGAAGUAGAGGAGUUGGACAUAGACAUAGCCCCAGCACCUUACCCAGCCAGCAGAGGAGCAGCAAAGCUUCAGGUGUUUAUUGCAAGAUACAGCUAUAAUCCUUAUGAUGGUCCCAAUGACAACCCUGAGGUGGAGCUACCACUCACUGCUGGAGAAUACAUCUAUGUAUAUGGAGACAUGGAUGAUGAUGGCUUCUAUGAAGGCGAACUGAUGGAUGGACGGAGAGGGCUGGUCCCCUCUAACUUUGUGGAACGUGUUUCAGACGACGAUGUCAUGAGCACUCAUCACCCAGAGAUGGUGGACAUGUCCCAUAACUCGCUGAUAGACAGCAGCCUGCACAGUGCCAGCCACCAGCAUCGUCUCCACGUGGGUGUCAGCGCCUCUGCUGCCUCUGGCCCUGCCUCAGCCCCCUCAGAUUCAGCAUCAGCCUUGGCUGUCCCAGCCCCCCUCACCAACGGCCUGGACUUGGACUUGGAAGAGGUGGGAGUGGACAUUGUGCCUUACCCACGUAAGCUCACCCUCAUCAAGCAGCUUGCCAAGAGUAUCAUCAUCGGCUGGGACCCUCCGUUGGUGCCAGCUGGGUGGGGCAAUGUGUGGAGCUAUAAUGUGUAUGUGGACCAGGAGCUGCGGCUCAAUGUGCCCUUCGGUGCCCAGACCAAAGCGGUGCUGGAGCGGCUAGACAUAAACCUCAAGGCCUAUCGUGUGUCGGUGCAAAGCCUGACAGAGAAGGGUCUCUCGGACCAGCUCCGCUGCAGCAUGCUGGUCGGUCGGGACGUUUCCGUGGCGCCCACGCAACUGCGCGUGGAGAGGAUCACCGCUACCAAUGCCAACCUGACCUGGCUGCCCAGCAACAGUAACUAUGUGCACAUUGUGUCCUUGAAUGACGAGGAGUGUGAGCUGGUGAAGGCUGGCUGCUACUCGCUGUGCCUCAAUAACCUAUUGCCCAGCCUGCAGUACACCGUCAAAGUGGAGGCACGGCCGCACCGCACGCCAUGGGAGUUACCCGUGGAGCGACGUGAACACAGAAGCGCAACGAUCACCUUCACCACACUGAUGGCAGGCCCCCCCGAUGCUCCUCUGGAUGUUCAGCUGGAGCAUGGUCCAUCUCCUGGAAUUGCUCUCAUCAGCUGGCUACCAGUCACUAUAGAUGCUGCAGGGACCUCCAACGGAGUCCGUGUAACCGGAUACACUAUAUAUGCUGACAAAAAGAAGGUGCUUGAGGUGUCUUCCCCAACAGCUGGUAGUGUCCUCCUGGGUCCCUCUCAGAUCCACUCCCUGCUGGCAGCUCACGAGCUCACCGUCCGAACCACAUCCGCCCAUGGGGAGUCCUGUGACUCUCUGCCAGUUAAUGUGCCCUCAAAGCUGGCUGCCAUCAUGACAGGCCCGGCUGUCACUGCCCCAGUUGUGCCACCUCUGCCCUGUACUCCACUAGGUCCCAGUAACCUGCCCCCUUCACCAUCCUAUGAAAACUCUGCUGCCAAAGUGUCCACGCUGCCCAGUUCUUUGCCAUCAGAGAUACAUAUCACUGGCCUCACAGUAGAGGCUGCUGCCAACUCGCCUUCUGCCCUCCGCUCAGAAGAACUCUCGUCUUCCUCAUACGUGAAGGCCUGGGCCAACCCUUCAUCUGCUGCUGCCUUGGCUGUUAGCGAGGCCACAUUAUCUGUAGCCUCCACCAUUACCCCAGUGGUUAAUGUGACCUCCCCAGCCACCUUAGCACCUCAGCCAUCUCCAGUAGCGUCACCAGCACCUGCUCAGGCUCCAUCAGUGGCAGCAGCAGCACCAGUGUUGGAGCAGCACAGAGACACUGACAGCCCUGGAACUAUACGUCCAUUCCCAUCUAUCACAGAGUUCAUCGAGGACCUCGGUGCCAAGCUUGGGACCCCUGAGCGUAUCCCUACCCCACCCAAAGCCCCGAUUACAGAUCUCCUUAACCCUCAGGACACUAACCUCAUCCGUCCACCCAGCACUUCUCCUCUGGAGUCAGAGGUAGAGGAGGAGCAUGAAAAUACCCGCUUGGUGUCCAUCGAGGAGUUCCUGACACAGGACCAAGAGCCAGUGUACUGCAGCAGGCAACAGAGUUAUGUCAGAGGGAUUGUUGAACCUCCCAGUGACUACCAUGCAGACAACAGCCGCUCAGAUCUGUCAGACAUCCUGGAGGAAGAGGAAGAGGACCUUUACUCUGACCACCUCUGUGAAGUACAGGCAAGGGGAUGCACAGUUGGAGCUAACAGGUUGUGCAAGUUGGAGGCUCCAGACAGUGAUGAGGAAGUUCUUGAAAAGAUCCUUAAGUUGCCUCCUCAUGUCUACCCCAACAAGCAGCUAUUCAGCAUCCCCGAGAUGACAGAGGAGGAGGACAGCAGUCAAGAAGAGCAUUUAAGCCACCGCAGCCAGCAUCAGCCACAGCCCACCCACCUUCACUCCAGAAACCCAGAACACCUCCAUCCUGCCCCUCCACAUCACCCUAACCCACACCCACUAAUCCCUCCUCACCAUCACCACCUCAACCAGGAACCCAGAUCCCUAAUUAAAGAGCCUUUACCUAAACACGGGGCCUUGCAGGUCAAGCCUAAGACACAGCACAGAGUGCACUAUGCAGAAACGGUGGACACCAUCAGUUAUCCGGAAGCAGAAGACACAAGUUUAUAUGAGGGUCCUGCCAACAGGCGGGUCUCUGCCCGCUGUCCUCCCUGGCCAACCCACAAUAGCAAAGACAAAACACUGCUUCGAGGGCUUGGGGACCGCCUUAGGAGGGAGGCCAUGCUCAGGAGUCAGAUGGCCGUUGCCGCUGCGGCCAACCCCGGCGAUGGCCAUACCCCACCAAGACCCUACCCAGUCAGCAAAACAGUACAAACUAUGAGGUCACCCAUUGGUCCUGGGGUGGAGAUUGAUGUUGAGUACGGUACAGAUGACAAUGAGGAGCCUGUGGAAUAUACUCCUGGGGAGGUGGUGGUGCAGCAGAUGAGCUCUGAAUGGUGGGUAGAGGGGGCCCAAAUGGAGCACAGCAGACCUCCUCAGCGCCGAGGGCCAAAGGCUGAUCUGCUGGAGGUCAGCCAGAUCCCUUCAGCUGAAGCAGGUCCAUCAUGGAGAGGCCAAGCAGAGCUUUCCUGUAAACCAGCAUGCUUGCAGGCUAGGAAUCUCAAAGGUGGUGUGGAAUCACCAAAGACGAAAGGAGACAGUGACAUACGCAUCUUUGUGGCCCUCUUUUCAUAUGACCCUGCCAGUAUGUCACCCAAUCCUGACGCUGCUGAGGAGGAGCUUCCCUUCAGUGAAGGACAAAUCAUCAAAGUUUAUGGAGAUAAAGAUGCAGACGGGUUCUAUCGAGGAGAGUCAGGUGGUCGUCUGGGCUAUGUGCCUUGUAACAUGGUGUCUGAGAUCCAAGUGGAGGAUGAGGAGACCCGGCAGCAGCUGCUGCAGCAGGGCUUCUUGUCCACAGCAGCUUCCAUGGAGAAGAUAGGCACUCGCACACACGCACAGCUUCCACGUCGCCCCGUUCCACCGCCGAAACCGAGACGAUCCAAGAAAGUCAAGUCUGCAGACCUCUGCGAGGAGAGUGUAAACUCCUCCAGUCGAGCUGAGCAUGAUGCUGAGCGAGUCGAAUAUCCCAGCCAGGUAGAUCCCUCAGCCACCGCAGCUGUGGGGAAGCCAGCCCCAGGAGCCCGCAGAAUGGUCGCCAUCUUUGAUUAUGACCCACGAGAGAGCUCCCCCAACACUGACAUAGAGGCCGAGCUGACCUUCAGUGCUGGAGAUAUCAUACAUGUGUUUGGUGACAUGGAUGAAGAUGGCUUCUUCUACGGUGACUUAAAUGGCCACAGAGGCCUCGUCCCCUCCAACUUCCUGCAGGCCUUCCCAGAUGAUGCUCCUGUGCAGCCUGCACCUGAACCCAGGAAAGAAUCACAGGAUGCUUGGACGUCUUCCACAGAGCCACAGGAAUCUGGGCCAUCAACACUAGAAGAAUCUUUGCCCCCUCAGACUGAACCUGCUUGCCCCGCCAUGACAGAGCACACAAAUCUACAACCCCAACUGGCACCCACUGCAAGCCCCACGUCAGACCUGGACCCUGCUCUGGGCCCGGCUGUAGUGAAGGCCUCAGACCCCCGUCCCGUGGACAGCCCUCCACAGGCCGAAUCUUUUGUGCAAGGAAAGAAGAAAAAAGGUUUUUUCUCCAGAGGCAAGAAGCUGUUCAAAAAGCUGGGAUCCAACAAGAAAGAAUGACAAACUUUGGACAUCUGACACACAACACUUGUGUCACAUUAAAAGCACUUUUUCUGUAACUGUAAUUCUCAGUUGGUAGUCGGUGCGGUUAGCAGCUAUCAGAUCUAAUAAUUGAUGCUUUAACUGUCAGUAGUUCUACAUUUGCCUUAGAGCACUGCUAGACCAGCUGUUAAAUAUAGAAUACCCUAAAACACCCAGCGGCAUCACAAGAGCAUGUAUAGAUGCAUGUUGAAGUGAGCAAGUACUUCCUAAUAAUCUGAGCAUUUGCAAAAUUUCAACUCAUUGGAGGCUUUAAAGCAGUUUGCAAUCUCCCCUAGGACUGACUUUAUUUAGAACAGUCAAUACGGAACAGAGCAGACGUCAUCCCAACUCAGAGACGGCUAAUGAAGUGUUAGCUUUAACGCUCAUGUACUGGUGCCACUUUAUUUAUUAUUUGAAACAAACAGAAAGAGGCAGCACGCCAUCUCUUCGUCUGUGUCAUUAUUAAGAAUGCUAUCCUGAAUGGAUGCUUCUCUCGCGUGAUACUUCUCUUUAAGAGUAUUUAUACAUUACUUUGUACAGAACGUGAUAUUUAUUUGUAUCGGACUCCUGCCCUAACUGUGGUCACACCGCAUGAAGUGGCAUCGGGGCAUAAAAUUAGAGGUUUAGAGCUGUCGGAGACAGCAAGGAUCCUCUUUGGUAUGUGUAGUUUAGGGCUAAGACAUCGUGGCGUUUGUGGUUAACAGUCCUGACUGUUUGUUGGUGUUCAAUGUAAAGAAUGUGAAGAGUUCUCCUUCUUUGGCACGUGUGUGUGUGUGUGUGUAGAUGAAGCCACACAGUUGCUGGUGAGACUGAAAACAGUUGCCUUUCUCAGACAUUAAUACAGGAACUCUUGAUGGCUGUGUCAACAGUCAUAACUGGCCUAACUGUUACUUGUUUGCCGUCUGUGUGUGAGUGUUAGUGUGCAGAAAUGAGCAGUAGCCCACAGAGCUGCAACUGAAUGAAGUAUUUGUUGAUUAAUCGAUUAAUCAUUUAGUUUAAAACCGGGGGGAUGCCCAUUAGAUCCCUGCAGCUCAGUGCAACUCCAAAAGAAGAGAAGAAGAGUCAGUGAUUAUGUUUGAGAAGCUAAACUAGAAUAAACUCAUGUGUGACCCCUUUCAACCCACAUCCUGCUCUGUGUCUGUGGGACUAACCUGUAUAUGAGGAGGCAGGUGUUUGAAAAAUAAUUAGAUUUUGAAAUUAUUUCCCUGUAUUUGGGGGUUGAGCCAUCACGCCAUGCGUCGUGGCUCAACUGGGUUUUGACACAAACAGCUUCAACAUCUCUCAGUGUGAAAACGUCAUGAUUAAUCAACAAUUGCUUUACUGUUGCUGCUCUGCUUAAUCUGUAGUCCCAAAUGAAAACUGUGAAAAUAUUGUAGGUGGUCAUAGAUACUGAGCAGUGUUAGCCUGUGGGGUGCGGUGAUGUUUGAAUGUGGCACACAGAGCAGCACUUUCUUAGAACAGCGUUUAAAAUGAGCAGUUUUCAGUCAUUGCUGUGGUGGCUAGCGGCACUACUGUACUGUGAUAGACUCUGCAAUAAGUUGUUGAUGUGUGUUUAGUUUUGCUGCCUCGUGUAAAUGCAGUCACAUUACUGUAGUCAAUUUGAAUGGUGUUACGUGAUCCCUCUUCAGUCCACACAGCGUUUUUCUGUUCGCACAUUUGCAUCACAAUACUCUCAAAGUUUCUUCAAAAAGUAGAGCUUGAGCAAUGGCGGCUCUUGCGUUUGACUGAAGGAGAACAAACACAGAGCCGUGUUGCACGUGUCUUUGAGCUUCACUCCGCUCAUUUUGAUGCGAACAUGUGGAGCAGAGCUUCAGUGUUCAGUCUGUUAGUCAUUUAACGCACAUGCAGUAAUUCAUUUACUCUGUCUGGUUAGAUCGUGUGUGUGUGUAAGUGUGUGUGUGUGUGAGAGAGAGAGAGAGAGAGAGAGAGAGACACAGGGCUGUUAGGUAACUUCUCAGGUUUUCACACCUUUCCUUUUCCAUGCUGAGCCACCUGUGUGGUUGUUGAAAAAGAAACAGGAGAUGCCAAAAUGUUCGGUGCUUUCCCUGGUUUACUAGCACUGGCUUGAAGGCCCAUGUGGCAGGUGGAUUAAAGGCUCAAGCUGGAGGCACGUUAUUUAUUUUCUUUUUCUUUUCUUUAAUGUGAUGAAUGUUUGAAUUUUGUCAGUGUUAAAAUAAAGGGAACAUGAUGAUGCCAAGAAUUUAAAAAAAAAAAAAGACAGGGGCUGGAUUGACACUUUAGAUGUGAAGUAGCCGGGACUGAGGCAAGAGCGAGGCUGUACUGUUUGAUUUCUUCAUGUUUUUCUUUUUUUUUAAGAAUCAAAACAAGGGCAGAUGCUUAACAGUUGCCGAAAUGUACAACAACCAUUUGUACUCGUGUUGGAUUUGACGGCCUUUAAUGCACAAUUAUUUCUCUACCUGCUGUGUAGUAACAUAGGCAUCCCCCUCCCCCCCAUAUGUUGUAUGAUCCCUGUAGGCAGUAUUUUAGCUCAGCUGAUCAUAUUUAGCCUUACACGAAGACCUUGUUUAGUCUUAAUCUGUUGUUUACAGGAUGUUUAUUGACUGCAUGCAUACUAAUGUUACACCGAUGUUUGGCCUUAUUUAUGUUGCUGUCACAUUCUCCGUCUUCACUGGCUCCCUUGUGAAUUGUAGAUGGUGGAUGCAGCGGGAGAUGGAGCUGUAGGAGCUGUCUGUAUAUACUGAACAGUGUUGGGACUAUUUUCAUACAGUGCAGAUUUUUUUUUUUUUUUUUUAAAUCUUUCCUGAGCUGCAUUCAUUCAUUCAUUUAUUUGUUUGAAACCAGUGUAAGAUUUACCUUUUUAUAUUACAUAUAUAAAUAUAUAUAUAAAUGUUUUUAUUACCCUUUUUUGGAAGGUCGUGUGUAAAUAUUUUUUGUUAAUAUUGUUUUUCAGAUUUUUUUUUUCUUAUGCAUGCCCAGGCAGUGUUGAUGGAGGAACGGUGUAUAAAGAUGUUAGAACUAAAAGGAUUAAAAUUGUGACGGUUUCUUUCAAUAUGGAUCUUUUUACAGCAAUAAAUUAUGUAUAUUUUCACAGAAAA